AUGGGCCUAUCACCAAUAGCCUUUGUCGUACUGAUUGUUCUCGCAACUGUAUCGCUUCCACUGAUCCUGAUUGCUCUGCUCUCGCGCUUCAUCUGUCGCAACUUCAGAGACGCGGCCGGCCUCCGCGAGCCCAAUCCUCGACGCUACCUGAGCUCUGGCUCGCGGUUUCUUACGGACUCCUGGCCUGACCUUGAAAGCACUCGAGGACACAACGACACGCCGCCAUUGGACCCUGGCACCGAGCUCGUCGACUUCGCAGACGUCGUCCAAUCGCCAUCGCAAGCUUGGCACCCGCCGAGAGACAGCCGCCUGGUAUGGAGCUUUUCGCCGACGAGAAUAGACCGGAUGGCACCGCAACGCCUCAACCGCUCCGAGUGCUCAAGAGAUUCGGGCGUCAUGCUGGAGAACAGCACUCCCGAAGGCCCUGACACGCCUUUGGUGGUCAUGAAGAAGAGAGGCAUGCAAAAUGGCAGAGAAACACCUGGACAGCUUGGUUUCAAGCCGAGCCGUACUCACCGUCCUCCUCUCCCAGCAUCAAAGAUAUUUCCCGAUACUGACGACGAGAUUGGAGAUGAUACUAUUCGUGCGUCUUACGAUGGCAAUGACCAAAUCGCACCGCUUUCAUCUUGCGGUCCUGCAUUUUCUGAUCCGUUUAGUACCCAAAUGCCAACGGGAGAUCCAGCAGUCCUUGUACCGCGGAUUGUAGUGACGCCCGCAGUCAGAGCUAUGGAAGGCGAUAGGGGGGCUAUGUGGAUUGCUGUCGAAGUUUCGGCAGAGCUCUGCCAGCCGCCCGAUGGCACGUUUCUCCCAGUGAUCCCCGUCUCCAACAAUGGUUUCCUGGUUCCUGGAACCGAACCCCGUCAGCUUGGAGAUCGAUACGGCUGCAUAUACGAUAUGGAUAUCCAACUCAUCCCUCUAGGAAAUAAUUGUAUCCUUGAGAUCAUCCAGGAAGACGAACCGACCCCCAGCAUGUUAUUUCCGGGAUUGAAGGUUCUUGUGCUUGCGCACGUUCACUUCGAAGCUAAGGGGCCUAACGGUCAUAUCCGGCAACGGUCAGACGAGUUGAUUGAUGACCUUGAAGAUCAGCUUGGGAGCUCGAAGGUAGAGUAUCUCCGCAUCGUGGUUAAAUACAAGCACUCAGCAUUCCCCAAAUGCGGCAGGUCUGACACGGUUGACGGCGUUGCCGAUGUGGAGACCAAGCUGGAGACAUCGGCCACAGCCGCACUGCAGCACCUCAACCACAGAUCACUUUGGUCUCCGUGUGCAAUGCUUGCACCAAAUCCACUCUUUGGCAUCAUCCACCAGCACUGGCCGUAG
This is a messenger RNA of Colletotrichum gloeosporioides, 1317 nucleotides long. RefSeq lists its product as uncharacterized. The record is from RefSeq and is a predicted model, not a curated record. NCBI's taxonomy places the organism in Eukaryota, Fungi, Ascomycota, Sordariomycetes, Glomerellales, Glomerellaceae. Bases 1 to 1317 code for a protein of 438 amino acids. The transcript is spliced from 6 exons.